Mya arenaria is the source of this 1149-nucleotide messenger RNA. RefSeq names its product exonuclease GOR-like. Gene Ontology annotation, molecular function: exonuclease activity; nucleic acid binding. The coding region runs from base 1 to 852 and encodes 283 amino acids. The transcript has 9 exons. Gene Ontology annotation, cellular component: nucleus. NCBI's taxonomy places the organism in Eukaryota, Metazoa, Mollusca, Bivalvia, Myida, Myidae. The record is from RefSeq and is a predicted model, not a curated record.
AUGGCAGACAUCUACAAGAAGUGCAGCCGCUUUGUUCUAUCGAAGUACGAGUUGCGGUCCCUCGACUGUCCUCACCCCGACCGCAGUGGGUCUGAGGGUAGGGCGAAACUGUACGGCGAUCAAUAUGGCUUUAAAAAAGGAGCAUGUAAGCGCUGUGACAAAACCUUUGACACCACGUUUACAAAGAAAGAAACGUGUGACUUCCACGUGGAAAGAUCCAGGAAAAUACGCGGAGUUCAUAAGCCCCAUGGGUGUUGCGGAAGUCAUUUCGGUGGGAAGGGAUGUCGAUCAGCCCCGAGUCACGUGUAUAUAGGGAAUCUGUACCUGGACGUGGAGGGGUUCACGAGAACCCAGCCGCUCGCUUCCCCGUCCGCUGAUGGCAACUACGGAGUGUACGCAGUCGAUACAGAGGCGAUCCAUACUGUAAAGGGUCUGGAGGUGUGUAAGGUCAGUGUGAUCAACUCCAGUCUCGAGACCGUUUAUGAUGAGUUCUGCCUCCCAACUACCGAGAUCAUCGACUACAACACCAUAUGGAGCGGUAUCCGUGCCGAGGAUCUUCAGGACGUCACAAAGACGUGGGCGGAAAUGCGUCAGGACCUGCUUGGCAUCUUCAACCGUAAAACCAUCCUCGUGGGCCACGGGCUCGGCACAGACCUUAGGCUCCUCAAGAUCUUACAUAAUAGGGUUGUGGACACCCUAAAGCUGUAUCCCCAUCCCCACGGCUCACAUCUCAGGCGUUCACUCAAGGACAUCGCCCAAUCCUUUCUCGGUCGUAGUAUUCAGACUGGAGAGGGUCACGACAGUCAUGAAGACGCCGAAGUGGCCAUGCAGCUCGUUCUGCGCAAACUGUAAUCUGUUUGGCAGGAACAUGUAACAGGUGUACAAGUCUAUGUACAUAUGUCCAGUGUAGGAGGUGACCUAAUGUUCGGCUGAUAUCGACUUGCUACAAGGCGUUUAAUUAAAUUCUUCACGGGAACGAGUUCCUGUAUUAUAAACGUAUAUUUACAUAUCGAGUUAUUUAAGUUCUAAAUUACUUUAGAUCCUUCAUUUGUAUUUCAUUCACUGUGAUAGGGACCUAAUAGAAGACAAUGUGUGAACAGUGGUGCAUUUGUGUGUGGAUGUGUGAUAGGCCUUCACAAUUAUGUUAUG